UGAACAGGUAUCCUAUUGUUUCCGUGAUUGAUUGACACGCCAAAACGAUCAACAGUUUGCUUCUCUGAUAUAAUCCACCAGCCACGUCUUCAGCCACAACCAAGGGAACAGGCCGCAGGCCUGGGACCAUAACAAUGAUCCGUGAUAUCCGUCUAUCCGUGCCGAGCUCUAUGGGACCAUCACACGAUAUCUCCGUCCUCGGACCACCUGGAGAGACCUUCUACGACCUUACCGUCGUGUCCGUCCACGCCAGCUCAGUUAAGGGCAAGGCGCCCCUCCCGGUCCUCGACGAGGCGGCUAAGGCAAAGACUGCGAAGUACCGCGCCUACGGAAAGGACUUCGUCCCCCUCGUCCAGUCGUCCUCUCCGUGGGAGGCCUCUGCCAGCUACAAACGGCGAAGUUCUACCGGGACCUACAAAAGAACUAUCCGGGGUCGAAUUUCCUUGACGGGCAACUCUCAAUCCUCCUAACGCGGUAUAGGACCCGCCUCUACCUCCUCUAAUCAAACUUCUUCCUCUCUUAAUACUCUCUUAAUCUUUCUUUUUUCAAAAAUUAUCCAUCUUUCUAUUUUUCUCUUAUUUCUAACCAAAAAUCCAAUUUGUAUAAUAAGUCAAUCUGCCUCGUGUAUAUAAAAUCAAUCUAGACACAACCCGUCACCCUACAAUAACACUACCUAUCCUUCCUACCUUAGGCCGCAAGGCCACAAUACACAGACUGGGCGAAGCCCAAGACUGUCACAGUACCUAGGAAUUUGCCCGUCACGCAGGGAUGCCCGCCACACAGGGAGGGAGGUUACUUAGGUUAAGUUAGUAACAUAUUCCACAAGCGAGUGGCCCAUACAAGCGAGUGGCCCAGCUCAUUUUACUAGUAAAUUCGACAAAAUUCGAUAUCAAUAUCUCAACAACC
Molecule: messenger RNA, 906 nt
Organism: Eremomyces bilateralis CBS 781.70
Lineage: Eukaryota; Fungi; Ascomycota; Dothideomycetes; Eremomycetales; Eremomycetaceae
Exons: 1
Coding region: 135-470 (111 amino acids)
Source: RefSeq, a predicted model, not a curated record